UUGGCUCUGUCAUGUGAUCAGCUGUGUCCAAUCACAGCUGACUGCAUGUAAAUAAGGAAAUGCCGGAUAUCUGCAUUCCUCACCUCAUAAACUGUCACGCUGACAGCGUGUGAGGAGAGGAGAACCGAUCAUCAGUGCCCUGAUGAUCAGUGUAGCCCCAUCAGUGCCAACUGUCAGUGCCCAUCAAUGCCACCUGCCAGUGCCCAUCAGUGCCACAUUUCAGUGCAUACCAGUGCACAUCAAUGCAACAUAUCAGUGCCCAUCUGAGCUGCCUUUCAGUGCCAACUAUCAG
This is a messenger RNA of Staurois parvus, 292 nucleotides long. Lineage: Eukaryota; Metazoa; Chordata; Amphibia; Anura; Ranidae. The record is from the annotation of a GenBank genome assembly.